GCGCCGUCUUUACUGCCUUGGAACUUGCUGAACUACAUUACCCAGAAAGCUCUGCGUUGAAGGACAGCGCGUCAGAGCCAAUGAGGGCUCGGAAGGAAGGCAUUUCCGUGUGUGCACCUAACGUAGGGCCGAUACUUCCGGGGUCCUUUAGUAGCGGCCGAGUUGAUCGGCGAUACGUGUGUGUCCAGUGAGUGGCCCCGGUCUGCUAGGUGGGUCCGCGGUGACUGAACCCCGAAGGUGGAGACGAAUCGUCCUCGGUGCCCGGAGGCCGCUCUGCAGUCCUGUGACGGCGCCCACUGCUCCCAGGCCGUGCUUCCCCAAGUAGUCCGAUGGCAGCGGCUGUGCCGAGGCGCCAAACUCAGCAGGACACUGUGACCUUUGAAGAUGUGGCUGUGAACUUUUCCCAGGAAGAAUGGAGUCUUCUUAGUGAGGUUCAGAGGUGCUUGUACCGUGAUGUGAUGCUAGAGAACCUGGCACUUAUAUCCUCCCUGGAUUGUUGGUGUGGAUCAAAAGAUAAGGGGGCACCAUCUAAGCAGAGCAUUUCUGUACAAAGAGAGUCUCAGAACACGACUCCUAGGGCAGCUGUUUCUCCGAAGAAGGCUCACCCCUGUGAAAUGUGUGGCCUCAUCUUGGGACAUGAUUUGCACUUUGCUGACCACCAGGAAACACAUCAGAAGCAGAAGAUGAACAGGAGUGGGGCAUGUGGAAAAAACUUGGAUGACAUUGCAAACCUUCAUCAGCACCAGAAGCAGCAUAUUGGAGAGAAAUUCUGCAGAAAGAGUGUCAGAGAAGCAUCAUUUGUAAAGAAACGUAAGCUCAGGGUGUCACAGGAGCCAUUUGUCUUCCAUGAGUUUGGGGAGAACGUUCUGCCCAGUUCAGGAUUAUGCCAACAAGAAGCCACUUACCCUGUAGAGAACACAGACAGUGAAACUAAGCAUGGCCCACCCUUUCAGGAGGGAAAAACUAAUUCCGGGUGUGGAAAACGCACAAAAGCCUUUAGCACCAAACACUCAGUUAUUCCACACCAGAAACUUUUCACUAGAGAUGGAUGUUAUGUGUGCAGUGAUUGUGGAAAAUCCUUUGGCAGAUAUGUCAGUUUCAGCAAACAUCAGCGAGAUCACACUGAAAAAGGACCUUAUGAGUGUGGAGAGUGUGGGAAAUCUUAUAGUCAAAAGAGCAGCCUCAUUCAACAUCAGCAAGUUCACACUGGAAAGACAGCUUAUCCCUGUGGGGAGUGUGAGAAAUCUUUUAGUCAGAAGGACAGCCUUAACCAUCAGCAUGUUCACACUGGAGAAGGGCCUUAUGAGUGUGGAGAAUGUGGGAAGUCUUUUGGUCAAAAGGGUAAAUUCAUUCAACAUCAGCGAGGUCACACUGGAGAGACAGCUUAUCACUGUGGGGAAUGUGGGAAAUCUUUUCGUCAGAAGUUCUGCUUUAUUAACCAUCAGCGUGUUCACACUGGAGAAAGGCCUUACAAGUGUGGAGAAUGUGGGAAAUCUUUUGGUCAAAAGGGCAACCUCGUUCAACAUCAGCGAGGUCACACUGGAGAAAGGCCUUAUGAGUGCAAGGAGUGUGGAAAAUUGUUUAGGUACAGAUCCCACCUCACUGAACACCAGAGACUUCACACUGGGGAAAGACCUUACAAUUGUAGGGAAUGUGGGAAAUUAUUUAACAGGAAGUAUCAUCUUCUUGUUCAUGAGAGAAUUCACACUGGAGAAAGACCAUAUGAGUGUGAGGUAUGUGGGAAAUUAUUUGGCAGUAAGAACAGCGUGACUAUACAUCAGAGGAUUCACACUGGAGAAAGGCCAUAUGAAUGCAGUGAAUGUGGGAAAUCAUUUCUUUCCAGCUCUGCACUUCAUGUUCAUAAAAGAGUUCAUUCUGGACAAAAGCCUUAUAAGUGCAGUGAAUGUGGAAAAUCCUUUGCUGAAUGUUCCAGUCUCAUUAAACACAGGAGAAUUCACACUGGAGAAAGGCCUUAUGAAUGCACCACAUGUGGAAAAAGAUUUCAGCGAAGCUCAACCCUCCUUCAUCAUCAGAGUUCACACAGGAGGAAGGCCUUGUGAGUGCAGUGAAUGUGGGAAAUCCUUCACUGAAACGUCCAGUCUCUUUAAACACAGGAGAGUUCAUACUGGAGAAAGGCCUUAUGAGUGCUGUCAAUGUGGAAAACUUCAGAAUAUCUGCUCUCCUUGGUCUUAAGAGACUUUGCAUUGAGACCGUCUCUUUCUGUCACCCAGGCUGGAGUGUGGUGGCGCCAUCUUGGCUCGCUGCAAGUUGGGCCUCCUGGGUUCGUGAGAUUCUCCUACUUCAGCCUGAGGAGCUGGGAUUACGGGUACACACCACCACGUGAGGCUAAUUUUUGUAUUUUUAGUGGAGACAGGGUUUUACCAUGUUAGCCAGGCUGGUCUCAAACUCCUGACCUCAAGUGAUCCACCCACCUUAGUCUCCCAAAGUGCUGAGAUUACAGGCAUGAGCCUCUGCACCCGACCUUCAUUCUUUUUGUAUUGCUUGGAAUAUGACAUGCUGAACCAGGCAUGGUGGCUCAUGCUUGUAAACCUGAUGCUUUGGGAGAAUGAGGUGGUUCACUCAAGGCCAGGAGUUAAGAGAUCAGCCUGGGCAACAUAGCCAGACCUUCUCUACAGAAAGAAAAAAGAAUCACAUGCUAUGAAAACUUAACUGUAUAUUAUUUAUCUGUUGAAGUAUAUUUUAGUUGCUUCUUGUUUUUGUCUGUUAUAAAUGCAACUGCUACAUUUGAAUGCAGUUGUUUAUAUAAGUAUCCUUCACUAUGUUAAUACGGUGGUGUGCAGUGCCUGAGUCAAAUGAUAGAUUAAAGUACAACUCUUUUGUGAGACAGACUCGCUGCAUCACCCAGGCUGGAGUUUAGUGGCAUGAUUUUGGCUCACUGCAACCUCUGCCUUCCAAAUUCAAGUGAUUCUCCUGCCUCAGCCUCCCGAGUAGCUGGGAUUACAGGUAUGCACCACCAUGCCUGGAUAAUUUUUUGUAUUUUUAUUAGAGAUUGGUUUCGUCAGGCUGGUUAUGAACUCCUGACCUCAAGUGAUCUGCCUGCCUCGGCUUCUCGGGCGUGAGCUACCACGCUUGGCCUAAUGUACAACUUUUUAAGCAACCCCAAACUAUUAUCUAAGAAUAAAAUUAUUGCUCUUGUUUAUAUAUCUAC
Messenger RNA from Rhinopithecus roxellana (golden snub-nosed monkey), 3169 nucleotides. RefSeq names its product zinc finger protein 587 (gene ZNF587). The record is from RefSeq and is a predicted model, not a curated record. NCBI's taxonomy places the organism in Eukaryota, Metazoa, Chordata, Mammalia, Primates, Cercopithecidae. The coding region runs from base 330 to 2060 and encodes 576 amino acids. The transcript has 3 exons. Gene Ontology annotation, biological process: negative regulation of transcription by RNA polymerase II. Gene Ontology annotation, molecular function: DNA-binding transcription repressor activity, RNA polymerase II-specific; RNA polymerase II cis-regulatory region sequence-specific DNA binding; DNA-binding transcription activator activity, RNA polymerase II-specific. Gene Ontology annotation, cellular component: nucleus.